CCCUCUCGCCGACAUGUCGCGACUUAUCGUGAAGAACCUCCCUAAUGGGAUGAAUGAGGACCGCUUUAGGAAACUGUUUGCAGCCUUUGGCACGCUGACCGAUUGCUGCUUGAAGUUCACCAAGGAUGGCAAGUUCCGGAAGUUUGGCUUCAUUGGCUACAAGUCUGAAGAUGAAGCUAAAACAGCAAUGAACCAUUUUAACAAAAGUUUCAUAGACACCUCUAGAAUCACAGUUGAGCUCUGCAAGCCUUUUGGUGACCCUUCAAAACCUAAAGCAUGGAGUAAACACUCUCAAAAGCUCCCAGCCGCAGAAAAGCAGCCUGAGAAGCCUGUGACAAAUGCAGCUCCUGCACAUGCAAAGAAAGACAAAAAGAAGAAAAAUGCAGCAGAAAACUUGCAGCAGCUGGAACAAGAUAAGACCUUCCAGGAGUUCUUGCAGGUUCACCAGAAACGCUCUCAGGUGGCCACUUGGGCUAAUGACACUUUGGUGGAAGAGCCCAAGAAGGAGAAAUCAAAGGCACCAUCUGAUUACCUCAACUUUGAUUCAGAUGAGUCUGAGGAACCGAGUGACGAGGAGAAUGAGAAUGAACCCUCUGAAUAUGAGGAGGACACCAAAGUAAAGAAAAGCCAGAAGAAGAAGGCAGCUGUCAGGGGAGACCUCUCAGAUAUGGAUUACCUGAAAUCUAAAGUGGUGAAAGGUUCCUCCUCUUCAUCCAGUGCAGAAGAGACAGACAAUGAAGAGCUGGAAGAGAAAAGUGAGAGUGAGGAGGAUUCAGGAAUUGCAGAAACCAUCAGCACCCACGUGGGAAAAAAGGAGCAAGAGACAGCAGUAGAAAAGAAAAAGAAGAAGAAGAAGAAGAAAAGCUCUACACUAGAGCAGAAGAACCAGCUCAGCUCGGGGGAAGCCACCACACCCUUCACAGUGAAACUACGUGGUGCCCCAUUGAACGUCACUGAGCAAAAAAUUCGGGAAUUCCUCUUGCCUCUGAAACCGGCAGCAAUCCGAAUAGGAAAAAAUGCCCAGGGCAAAAAGACAGGUUAUAUCUUUGUUGACUUGAAGAGUGAAGCAGAAGUGAAGAAGGCCUUGAAGCGCAAUAAAGAAUACAUAGGUGGACGAUACAUUGAGGUAUUCCGAUAUGAGAACCCCCCCAAAAAGGAAGUCACAGCAGAGAGUAAUGGCCAGCCAUGGCAAAGAACGAAAAGGGAUGACGAGGAAGAAGAGGACUUGUCUGAAUCAGGGAGACUCUUUGUCAGGAAUCUUCCCUUUACCAGUACUGAGGAAGACUUGGAGAAGAUCUUCUCCAAGUACGGGCCCGUCUCGGAGAUCCAUUUUCCUAUAGACAGACUGACCAAGAAACCCAAAGGAUUUGCUUUCAUCACAUACAUGAUGCCUGAGCAUGCAGUGAAGGCCUAUGCAGAAAUGGACGGGCAGGUGUUCCAGGGCAGAAUGCUGCAUCUUUUACCAUCCACCAUCAAAAAAGAAAAAAAGGAAGAGGCAGGUGCAGAAGAAUCCUCCUCAUACAAGAAGCAGAAAGAGGCCAAGGACAAAGCCAAUAGAGCCAGCUCUCACAACUGGAACACGCUGUUUGUGGGGACAAAUGCUGUGGCCGAUGCCAUUGCUCAGAAAUACAACGCUCCCAAAAGCCAAGUGCUGGAUCACGAGAGCAGAGACAGCGUGGCAGUGAGGGUUGCUCUGGGAGAAACUGAGCUUGUCCAGGAAAUCCGCCGGUUCCUCAUCGAAAAUGGAGUCAGCCUGGAUUCCUUCAGUCAGGCUGCUGGUGAGCGGAGUAAAACUGUGAUCCUGGUGAAGAACCUCCCUGCUAGGACGAGGGUAGCAGAACUAGAGGAGGUUUUUGGCAAACAUGGCAGUCUGGGCCGAGUGCUGCUCCCAGAAGGUGGCAUCACAGCUAUUGUGGAGUUCCUGGAGCCAACUGAGGCCAAGCAAGCUUUCACCAGGCUGGCCUACAGCAAGUUUCACUCAGUGCCACUGUAUCUGGAAUGGGCUCCAAUGGGUGUCUUUUCUGGGCCAGUCCCUCAGAAACAAACCCUUGAGGUUCCAGAAGAGGAAGGGAAAGUAAAGCUGGAAUCAGGUAACGGCACCGACAAACCUGGAAAGGACUCAGAGGUACCAGCUGCACAGGAAGAAGAGGAGGAGGAGGAGGAGGAAGAACACAUUCCGGGAUGUACCUUGUUCAUCAAAAACCUCAACUUUGCCACCACAGAAGACACGCUGAAGGAGAUAUUCUCCAAAGUGGGAGCUGUGAAGAGCUGCACAAUAUCCAAGAAGAAAGACAAAGCAGGUGCUUUGCUUUCAAUGGGCUUUGGGUUUGUGGAGUACAAGAAACCAGCGAGUGCUCAGAAAGCCCUACGUCAACUUCAGGGCUGCUCCGUAGAUGGCCAUAAGCUGGAAGUGAAGAUCUCAGAGAGAGCUCUCAGACCCGCUGUGAAAUCAUCCCGGAAGAAACAAACUCUCAAGAAGCAGACGACUUCCAAGAUCUUGGUCCGAAAUAUCCCAUUCCAAGCUACUGUGAGGGAAAUCAGGGAACUCUUCAGCACCUUUGGAGAGCUGAAGACUGUCCGGCUGCCCAAGAAGAUGGCAGGAACGGGCUCGCACCGCGGCUUUGGCUUUGUGGAUUUCCUCACCAAGCAGGAUGCCAAGAAAGCGUUCAACGCCCUGUGCCACAGCACUCACCUGUACGGCCGGAGGCUGGUGCUGGAGUGGGCAGACACGGAGGAGACGGUGGAGGCCCUGAGACGGAAAACGGCAGAACAUUUCCACGAUUCCCCAAAGAAGAAAAAACGAUCAGAGAUUUUGGAUGAAAUCAUGGGGCACCUGGAGGAGGAGGAAGACAUGAAGGAGGGGAACAACUAGGAGGCC
Messenger RNA from Tinamus guttatus (white-throated tinamou), 2878 nucleotides. It is a transcript of the gene RBM19, whose product is annotated as RNA binding motif protein 19. Lineage: Eukaryota; Metazoa; Chordata; Aves; Tinamiformes; Tinamidae. The record is from RefSeq and is a predicted model, not a curated record. Gene Ontology annotation, cellular component: nucleolus. Gene Ontology annotation, molecular function: mRNA binding.